Molecule: messenger RNA, 2623 nt
Organism: Peromyscus maniculatus bairdii (prairie deer mouse)
Lineage: Eukaryota; Metazoa; Chordata; Mammalia; Rodentia; Cricetidae
Source: RefSeq, a predicted model, not a curated record
CCAGGCCCCAGGGCGCACGCCGCUGCCUGGCGGGAUGGACAACCCAGGGACCCGGCACUGAGGGAGCGCAAAGGCAAGCGAGCUUGCGGUUCCCCGCAGGAGCCCAACACCAUUCCCGCCGCCACGAUGAUCCCUCCGAGUGGAGCCCGCGAGGACAGCAGGGACGGGCUGACCGGGGAGGCAACCGGCACAGAGCAGCCGCCCUCUCCUGCGUCCACCAGCAGCCUGGAAUCCAAGCUCCAGAAACUAAAACGGUCACUUUCUUUCAAGACCAAGAGCUUGCGGAGCAAAAGCGCUGACGACUUCUUCCCGAGAACCAACAGUGAUGUGAAAUUGCAAGCUGACCUGCUGGCCAAGGCCAGCCCGGGCCCCAGCCCGGGCCCCAGCCCAAUACCCAUCCCUGGAAGCCCUGCAUCCAUGCCCACCAGGGCUGGCCUGCACCCCGGCAGCAGCAACAAGGCCCACACCUUUCAGGAGCAUGUCUUUAAGAAGCCCACCUUCUGUGAUGUCUGCAACCACAUGAUCGUGGGAACACAUGCUAAGCACGGACUGCGCUGUGGGGCCUGUAAGAUGAGCAUCCAUCACAAGUGUGCAGACGGGCUGGCACCCCAGCGGUGCAUGGGCAAGCUGCCAAAGGGAUUUCGGCGUUACUACAGCUCCCCUUUGCUCAUUCAUGAACAGUUUGGAUGCAUUAAAGAAGUUAUGCCCAUUGCUUGUGGCAAUAAGGUGGACCCCGUGUAUGAGGCCCUCCGAUUUGGCACUUCCCUGGCCCAGAGGACGAAGAAGAGCAGCUCAGGCAGUGGUUCUGACUCACCCCCCAGAACCUCGACAUCAGAACUUGUGGAAGUUCCUGAAGAGGCCGAUGGACCAGGAGAUGGAUCUGACCUCAGGACACGCAGCAACAGUGUGUUUACAUUUUUGUUUUGCUCCACGUGGACACUCGAUGGCAGUCACGUCUCCUGUCCAUUUCCUUUCCUUCUUCUCUCAAUGUUGCUGUAUCUUUUUUCUCUUCUCUGGCAGGGACCUCUUUCCAAAGACCCAUUACAGAUGAACACCUACGUUGCCUUGUACAGAUUUGUACCCCAAGAGAAUGAAGACUUGGAAAUGAGGCCAGGAGACAUGAUUACUCUUCUAGAAGACUCCAAUGAAGACUGGUGGAAAGGAAAGAUUCGGGACAGAGUUGGUUUCUUUCCAGCCAACUUCGUUCAGAGAGUAGAGCAGCAUGAGAGGAUUUAUAGGUGUGUUAGAACCUUCAUCGGCUGCAAGGACCAGGGACAGAUAACACUGAAAGAGAACCAGAUCUGUGUGACUUCUGAGGAAGAACAGGACGGCUUCAUCAGAGUCCUCAGCGGGAAGAAGAGAGGCCUCGUCCCACUGGAUGUACUGGCAAACGUGUGACUGUGGCAGUCCCUCCGAGUGCAGGAGGCCAGCUCUGCUGAUCUCACUGUGUCCACCCAGAGGAGCAGCUGCAUUGACAAGUGCCCAGGAAACAGGGAGACUUGAAUAGCUGAGACUGUGGUAGCAAUCUGGAAGCAGACCCACUGCCCAGCACAUCCAGGCUGCCGGAGAGCAGCAUCCCAGAGCUGAGGCCGCUGGGGGUCUAUGCCAGGCUGCCCCAGGACUCAGCUCCCUCCCUGCCCACCUGUUCAAGGCUGGAGUAUGCUCCAGGUCAUGGUGUGGUCCUAGUGAAAAGUUUGGAUCUGAGUAGCCAGGUGUUGCUCUGGUUCCAGAUUAUUGCCCCCAAUGCUGGCCAAUCAACAUGACGACUCCUGUAGAGAAUCAACAAGGCCAACCUCCCAGUUGCCAACAUCCCAGGCCUCACUCCAGCUCCUGCUCAGUCUGUGACUCUGCUGGCAGGAUUGUUCUUUCUUUCUCUUCAGUCCUUGGAGCACAUCCUAGGCAGGGCUGAACUGACUCGGUACCAAGCACAGAGAUCUGACUUACCUACAGAUGCUUGCCGGGGAGUCCUUGCUACUUCAGUGACUCACAAAGGUGACAGAGCCAAGUCAGAGGCCCAGAAAGAAGCAAGCAGCAGUAAGAAGUGGGAGUGAGGACAGGGAAGGAGUCCUUAUGCAUCGGGACUAGACAGCCCUUUGAGAAGGGAUGCUCUUUCCCAAAGCAGGUGGGGCUGGGAACAGGAAGUAGCUGAGAGUCUCCAUUUUCAUUUCAUACCCUCUACAUCAGGAGCAUGACUUCUUCCUUCCCUUGUGCAGCCCGUAGGACUCUGUGGAGGAGGAUGAGUCCACUGUGCAGGGGACCAGGGACAGGGGAGCACCUGAGAAAAACAUCCUAGAAUAAAUGUAGCCAACUUAGAAUCCAUUCUUCUCUAGGACAGCAUUUCCAGCUCCGGCAGGUGUGAAGUGGAAAUGAACCUGUGAUGCUUCAUCUCUCUACACACAGAGGGAGCUGGAGCUUAGCUCACAUCACCUAGGGAAAUUGCUCUCUACCUGUACCAAUGUUUACAAGAACAUACACACUGCGAUGCCUUCCUCCCAAGCCCGGUCCCAGCUCUCAGACUCGCUUCCUAGCAGUCACUGACGUGUCUCAAUGUGAUUCACAGUGACUUUGAAAUUAAUGUUGCUUUGAUUUAUUUUGCCACUGAGCAAUAAAAUCAUUAGAAUCA